CAUAAAUUUGUGUAACAUCUCAACAAAAAUUAAAAAGGGUGGAACUCCACCUUCACUAUAUCCUCUCACAUUACUUUACUCUCUCCCUAUAUUUCUUUCUCACAACUCCACCAUUCAACCACCGUAAAUGGCAACACCAUCAUCACCGGAGCUAAACCUCCACAAUCUCAAAGCCAUUAAGGUGUUAGGCAACGGAGCCAUGGGUACAGUCUUCCUUGUUUACAAUCACCUGACUGACCCAACUGCCCUUUUCCCCUUUGCCCUCAAAGUUGUUGAAAAAUCAUGCCCCAAUGCUAAACCGGACGCUGACCGCCGUGCGCGGUGGGAAAUGUCCGUUUUAGAAAAACUUAACCAAAAUCCACACCCAUUUCUUCCGUCUUUAAUUGGGUGUUUUGAGACGGAAGAAAUGAUCGCUUGGGCAAUUCCGUUUUGCCCGGGCGGGGACUUAAAUGUCCUAAGGUAUAAUCAAAUGGACCGGGUUUUUUCAUCUUCGGUCAUCCGGUUUUAUUUGGCGGAAAUCGUGUGUGCGUUGGAACACCUUCAUAACAUGGGGAUAGUGUACCGUGACUUAAAACCUGAAAACAUUUUAAUCCAACAUUCGGGUCACGUGACUCUCACGGACUUCGAUUUGUCACGUACUCUCGCCCCUAAAUCCUUACAAUCCUUAAUUCUAUCUUGCGAUGAAAUUGAGUUCCAACCCGAAAUGACGAAACACAACGUCAACCCGAACCCAAAACAGAACGAGAAGCUUACACGUGUGUUAACGGGCAUCACACGCGAAAAACAUCAUGUUAAAUUGAAAAAAGCGAAAAGCGCACGUGUGUCACCAAUGACACGUAGAAAUAUCAGUUUUUCCAAAGGGGAACGCUCGAAUUCCUUCGUGGGAACAGAGGAAUAUAUCGCGCCCGAGGUCGUCCGUGGGAACGGGCACGAUUUUGUGAUAGAUUGGUGGGCGUUGGGGGUUUUGUCUUACGAAAUGUUGUACGGUUCGACUCCGUUUCGUGGCAAAAACCGAAAGGAAACAUUUGGGAGAAUACUAAUGAUGCAGCCUAAGUUCAAUGGAAAGCCAACGGAAUUAACGGACUUAAUUGGCAAGUUACUUGAAAAAGACCCCACGCUCCGAUUAGGGUGUAACAGAGGCGCGUGUGAAAUUAAAGAGCAUCCGUUUUUUUCGGGGGUGAGGUGGGAUUUAUUAACAGAAGUCUUGCGUCCGCCGUUCCUUCCGUCAAAAGACGACGUUGGGUUAACGGUGGAUACGGUUGGGAAUGGGAUAAACAUCACGGAUUAUUUUCUUAAGCUUAGGGAGCUACCGUCACCGUUAGAUUCUCCGUCAAGAGAUGAGUGUGGGUAUAACGUUUCAUUAACGGAAUUUUGAAUCACGUGUUGAAUAUUUCGUUGUUUUUAGCUAGGAGUAUUUUGACUGUUUGUAUAGAUAUGGAAAAUAACGGUAUACGGAUACUAGUGGUAGGUUGUUUGAUGUAAAAAAACUUUUAGAGGGAAUUAUGAAACGCGUCCAUGGCGGCGCGUGCAUGUAGCUAGGAUGGUAUCAUACUAUCAUCGUUGUGUGGCAUAAUGGGCUCGGCAAAUGUAGGCUUAGAUUAAGGCUUUCUUUUAACUACAAAUUUAUUAGUAGGUGUUGUCAGUUGUGAGACAUAAUUUCCAAUAAUUCAAAAUAAAUUUACACUUUUGUAUCA
Messenger RNA from Erigeron canadensis, 1694 nucleotides. Its product is annotated as serine/threonine-protein kinase UCN. Gene Ontology annotation, biological process: protein phosphorylation. The transcript has a single exon. NCBI's taxonomy places the organism in Eukaryota, Viridiplantae, Streptophyta, Magnoliopsida, Asterales, Asteraceae. Gene Ontology annotation, cellular component: nucleus; plasma membrane; cytoplasm. The coding region runs from base 128 to 1375 and encodes 415 amino acids. The record is from RefSeq and is a predicted model, not a curated record. Gene Ontology annotation, molecular function: ATP binding; protein serine/threonine kinase activity.